Oreochromis aureus is the source of this 2874-nucleotide messenger RNA. RefSeq names its product E3 ubiquitin-protein ligase ZFP91-like. The transcript is spliced from 11 exons. The record is from RefSeq and is a predicted model, not a curated record. Gene Ontology annotation, cellular component: nucleus. Gene Ontology annotation, molecular function: transcription coregulator activity; RNA polymerase II transcription regulatory region sequence-specific DNA binding; DNA-binding transcription factor activity, RNA polymerase II-specific. Bases 394 to 2436 code for a protein of 680 amino acids. Lineage: Eukaryota; Metazoa; Chordata; Actinopteri; Cichliformes; Cichlidae. Gene Ontology annotation, biological process: regulation of transcription by RNA polymerase II.
ACAUUUCCCAUACACGUACGCCCUCAUCAGUAUGGAAGCCGGUCAGUCCAAAAAUAACAUUGACAUACUGGCUUGUCUGCCACUGUUGCUCUUAAAGGAGACGUACCUCAUUCGAGGGUACUCCCGGUCAAACAAAUAAGAGGUAUGCUAUAGCUUUAAGACCUAAAUAAUACUGCAUAUAUCUAAAAUAAUAUGCGUCAUUAAACAUAUCUAUUUUAAACAGGCUAUUUUGCUAUUUAUGCAGUGGCAAAAAAAAAAAAAAGGCCGUUGGCCAAGCUAACAUAUCUUGAGCCGGCUCUGGCCUUGUACACUGGGCCUUCAUUGUGAAUGCUCAUAAGUAACUAGGCUUAAGUAAUAACUAAAGUCGGUAAGGCGUAUAACUGUACGAGCGAAAUGGAGUCUGGGAAAGACGAGGUUUCAGACACUGGUCCUAAAACUCGGACGCCCGCAGAGUCGACAGCGGCCUCGAAAGCAUCCGCGGACUCGACUGAGCGCUCCUGCGGUAGAGCCGGAAGUAAAAGGCGGACGAAAACAGCCUUUUCCUCCCCGGACUCCGAUGAGAGUCGUUCCGUCACCUCAGACUCUGUGCGUGUGUUACGACCAAGGGGAGCUGGAGCAGGUUCGACCUGCGAGUCCAGAAAUAUCGCUUGCAAGAAAAAAGCGACCAGUCCACGCGACGCACGCAGUCGACCUGCAGGAUCACGCACCAGAAACACACCUGUCAUGCAAAGUGCAAUAAAGAAACCUACAACCAGUCGGGCAGCCACAAAAACACUUGGACCAAAGCUUCCCAAAACUAGAAAAGGUGGGGGGAAACCUUCAACCAGGGCCUCACACACAUUAUCAGCAGCAACAUGCAAGCCCAAAGCAGAAUCAGGGGCGUUUUCAUGUGUGAAGUACACUGGUUCUGUGAAAGAAAGCGAUGGCAGCGUUGCAGAUCCAGACGUGGCUCUCAAGGAGGACCUUGCAUUAAGGGAUGAUCAAAAUGACCUUGUCAAAACUGAGACAAAGACGAAUAAAUCAAAGCGCCACACAACAUCACAACACAAAGAAUUAAAGAAAGAAGAGUCAGAGAAGGAGGAAGAAGAUUGUGGCAUUAAAAAGGAAGAAACCACCAGGAAUGUAGCUCAGGGUCAAGAUGGAGUCAUUGGCACUGAUCCCGAGCCAGUCAGGAAACGAGGUAAACGAGAUGAUCGAUCCCCUCGGCAGCCAAAACGAAGGAAAAAGCCACCAGUGCAGUACGUCCGCUGUGAAAUAGAGGGCUGCGGUACUGUCUUGGCCCACCCACGCUAUCUACAGCAUCAUAUAAAAUACCAGCACUUGUUAAAAAAGAAGUACGUGUGUGAUCACCCCUCAUGUGGGCGCUUGUUUCGCCUGCAGAAGCAGCUGCUGCGCCACGCUAAACAUCACACAGAUCAGAGGGACUUCAUCUGUGAGUAUUGUGCUCGGGCCUUCAAGAGCUCCCAUAAUCUGGCUGUGCACAGGAUGAUCCACACAGGAGAGAAGCCAAUACAGUGUGAAAUCUGCGGCUUCACCUGCCGCCAGAAGGCCUCCUUGAACUGGCACAUGAAGAAGCAUGAUGCAGAAGCCUCCUACCAGUUCUCUUGUUCCAUUUGUGGCAAAAAGUUUGAGAAAAAGGACUCUGUUGUUGCCCAUAAAGCCAAGACCCACCCUGAGGUGCUCAUAGCAGAAGCCUUAGCCGCCAACGGAGGAGAAGUAAUAAGCACACCCACCCCGGUCCUCGAGACUCUUCCAGCAGUCAUCCAGUCUGAGCAGCCUUCAUUCAGCCAGGAGAGCUGCUCAGUAAUAAGCACUACCACCCCGGUCCUCGAGACCACUCCACUACUCACUAAGCCUGUGCAGCCGUCUGUUAGCCAGCAGAGCCACAAGGACCAAAAGAGUCAGGAGAGCCAGGAAGCGGCAAGCGGUGGGCUCACUCCACUGCAGCAGGUGGUGCUCCCAAUUGCUCCACAGUCUGAACAGGAUGUAUCUCAAGGACAGUUUCUCCAACUGCCCCGCAUGGUGCAAGUUUCACAUCAGCAGCAGGGCCCAACCUUGAUGCACCUCUCCAGCGCCAGCUAUCCUCAGCUCAUCCAGCUGUCCACUCUUCCGGUUAGUGCAGUCACAUCCGUGGCUUGUGUGGAACCCCAGAGCACGCUCCUCACCCUGAGCUCCGUCACCACCCUGGCCUCCACAGCAUCUGUGGCUCCCCAGCAGGCCGUGCACUGGGGGAGGGAGGGGGACGCGGAUGCGCAAAUUUGCGGAGAGGGUGAUCUGUGGGAAAGGGUGGUGGUGGAAGGGGGCGGACAGGAUGUAGGGGAAAUGAUGUGGGGGGGUAACACGGAGAGGAGGAAGGAAAAUGAAGGCAUUGUUUGGGAGAGGGAGGGAGAGCGGCUGUCACAGUGUGCGGAUGUAGGUGGAGACAGUUUGAUCUAGAUGCAAAGAGGGCGAAAUGAACUGAAGGGCGACUUUAUGUUUAUGAAGGAAACGCACAAUAAAAAGGAGGCUUUUAUUCCAAUAAAACACUGAAACACUUGAAAUGCAUACAUGAUGGAUAUUUAAAAUAAUAGAAGCUGUCUAUGUAAUCUAUAUACAGUCACUUUCAGUACAGAGCUACUUUGUAUCAGGGAGUUGUUGUUGUUUUUAAUUAAUACAAUGGGUUGCAUACUUUUUGACCACCUAAUUUAUCAAUUUUGGAGUUUGUCAUGUAAUUUCGAGAUCAAAUGAUUGUACGUUAUGCACAAGAAGAUCACAGCUUAUUUGUAUUUCCCUGUAGUAUUCCUGUUGUGUUGAUGUGUGUCCUUUUGAAUGGUGAACUAAUGAGAAUUACAAGGUGCAAUUAAUCCUCCAACUAUAAAAAACAACCAUACCUGA